ACAUUCCAUAAUUCCCAAUAUUUCUCAUAGCUCAUCGUCAAACACAACAUGGGAUUAUUAAUGUUGUUACUUUGCUUGGUUUUGUCUUGGACAUUCAUCAAGACAUUUAGGCAGAAAAUUAAGAAAGGCCCAAUAAAUUGGCCUAUUAUUGGGGCAGGCUUAGAACAAUGGGUGAAUUUCGACAGGAUGCAUGAUUGGCUGGUUGAGUAUUUGUCUCAAUCCCCAACUGUUGUUGUUCCUUCCAUGACCACAACUUACACUUACAUUGCUCAUCCAACUAAUGUUGAACAUGUUCUCAAAACAAACUUUUAUAACUAUCCAAAGGGUGAAGUGUAUCAUUCAUAUAUGGAAGUUUUGCUUGGAGAUGGUAUCUUUAAUGUGGAUGGUGAGCUUUGGAGGAAACAAAGGAAGACUGCUAGUUUUGAGUUUGCCUCAAAGAAUUUAAGGGAUUUCAACACUAUAGUUUUUAGGGAUUAUAGCCUUAAACUCUUUAAAAUUCUCAAUCAAGCAUCUUUCAAGAGUGAGCAAGUAGACAUGCAGGAUCUGUUGAUGAGGAUGACUCUGGACUCAAUAUGUAAGGUUGGAUUUGGUGUAGAGAUAGGAACAUUGGACCCAAAUUUACCAGAGAAUAGCUUUGCAAAGGCAUUUGAUGCUGCAAAUGUCAUUGUGACAUUAAGAUUCAUUGACCCUUUGUGGAAAAUCAAACAAUUUCUCAACAUAGGAUCAGAAGCCAUCCUUGAUCAGAGUAUAAGAAAAAUUGAUGAUUUCACAUAUUCUGUCAUAAGAAAAAGGAAAGCAGAGAUAGAAACAAAUGACAAAAUUAAUAAGCAUGACAUAUUGUCAAGAUUCAUAGAAUUAGGAAAAGACCCUGAGAACAAUGUUACUGAUAAAAGCCUAAGAGACAUUGUCCUGAACUUUGUCAUCGCGGGUCGCGAUACAACUGCAACAACUCUGUCUUGGGCUGUAUACAUGAUUAUGACUCACGAGCACGUAGCUGAGAAGCUCUAUGCGGAGUUGAUGUCAUUGGAACAAGUUCGCGCUAAAGAAGAGAACAUGUUAUUGCAUCAGUAUGAUGCGGAGGAUCCUGAAUCAGUCAACUCGAGAGUGAUACAAUUCGCAUGGCUCCUAAAUUAUGACUCAUUGGGAAAAUUAUACUACCUGCAUGCUGUGAUUACGGAGACUCUUCGAUUGUACCCUGCUGUUCCUCAGGAUCCUAAGGGAAUAUUGGAAGAUGAUGUUUUACCAGAUGGAACAAAGUUAAAGGCUGGAGGAAUGGUGACAUAUGUACCUUACUCUAUGGGAAGAAUGGAAUACAAUUGGGGCUCUGAUGCAGCUUCAUUCAAUCCUGAGAGAUGGCUUAAAGAUGGGGUUUUCCAAAAUGCAUCUCCAUUCAAAUUCACUGCUUUCCAGGGAGGGCCAAGGAUUUGCUUAGGGAAGGACUCAGCAUAUCUUCAGAUGAAAAUGGCACUUGCAAUUUUGUGUAGAUUCUAUAAAUUCAAGUUGGUGCCUGGGCAUCCAGUCAAGUACAGGAUGAUGACCAUUUUAUCAAUGGAACAUGGUCUAAAGCUUACAGUUUCAUUGAGAUCUUGAAAAUCCAAAAUGUGUAAAUGUUUAUGCUGGCUAGAUUUUAAUUUCAAAUUGUAACUAACUUAUAUGGUUAAAAUAAAGUCUUUCAC
This is a messenger RNA of Capsicum annuum, 1676 nucleotides long. Its product is annotated as cytochrome P450 704B1. Lineage: Eukaryota; Viridiplantae; Streptophyta; Magnoliopsida; Solanales; Solanaceae. The record is from RefSeq and is marked provisional. Gene Ontology annotation, molecular function: monooxygenase activity; heme binding; oxidoreductase activity, acting on paired donors, with incorporation or reduction of molecular oxygen.